Molecule: messenger RNA, 657 nt
Organism: Podospora pseudopauciseta
Lineage: Eukaryota; Fungi; Ascomycota; Sordariomycetes; Sordariales; Podosporaceae
Exons: 1
Coding region: 1-657 (218 amino acids)
Source: RefSeq, a predicted model, not a curated record
AUGUCAUCUACGUUCCUCUCUCGCAGUGCCUUUUCGGCCAUCCGCCCAGCGAGCAACCAACCAGUCACCUCUCUUCCCAGCGUUAGAAGACUCAACUGUGUUACCAUGGGUUUUGACGAUGUCAAGAGAUGGAAAGAGUGGAAAGCGAAGGAACUUUUGGUGCCCAAUUCCCAGGACAAUGUCUUCCACUUGAAGAUCUACUCUCCCAUCAACAAAAGCCAGGUGUGGAACAUCGACUAUUCUGGUGUGUCUACCAGACCUCCGCCUCCUCCUCAACAGGCAUCUGCUCGCCUUCUCGUAUCACCACUCCCGGCCAAAGUCCCUGUUCGCCGCCUGAGGGUCCCGAAGCAAUUCUUGUCAGAUUAUUAUGAGUCACCGACUGGCGGGGGAUCAUCUACACCACAAAGAUCUUUUUUCUCCACCACGUCCCAGUACAUCACCUUUGAGACGCUCAAAUCAGUCAAGAAAGGAGGCAAGGUCGACUCCCAUUCCGCCAAAGUCAAGAGCUCGUUGCGGAACAGAGUCCAGUCUCGCCCAAACACCGAUGACGCGCAAGUUACAGGUACUCCCGACAACAAGCAAGACAAAGAUGUCGAUGCUGAGCUACCAGUCUUGCGAUAUAUGCCAUUCUUCCUCGGUGCUGGUGGACCACUCUGA